AUGAGUAACAAAGAAAAAGUCUGCUUCCCUUCGGAGAAUAAACAAGGAGCUUUGUCGGGGGUGUUGACGGGAGACACUAGCAAAUCAAGCAUGGGGCUCGUGGUUCUACAGGAGUGGUGGGGCAUGAAUCAGGUGAUCAUAGACGAAGCUGCAGAUAUUUCUGGAAGGGGCAACUUUGUUACCCUUGUUCCCGACUUGUACCGGGGAAAAAUAGCGACGGAUCACGAAACCGCGGGCCACUACAUGUCUGAUUUGGAUUGGCCAGGCGCAGUGCAAGAUAUCGCUGGGGCUGCGAAAUAUUUGAAGGAGAAAGGUUGGCCCAAUAUAAGCUUGAAGAUAAACUCCUUAGUAGUUAAUCGGGGUCACGCAAUUCGAGGGAGAGUAUAGUAUACGUAGGUGUUGCAACUUUGGGCUGACCCGGAAUGCUGCAAAAUCCUGAAAUGACCCCUUUUUUGUUAAGAUAACUCCAAGCUUUGUUUUGAAACUGCAGUGGUUCAAAAUGGAUAUUUUCCCUACCUAGGGAGUGGGAGGGUGUGUUUAGGAUUAGUAUUCGCCGACAGAAUGUUCAAUAAUGAGAAAAUCCUUAAAUAAGAAUGACCGAGCAGGCUCAUAGGGAGGUUUUUUACGGGGUAGGUGCAAUCCAACUAGGAGACAUACCAAAUAAGGCUGGUGGGGCAUAUCUCUUAAGGGGGGAAGCUUUAGUUGUCUGAGACAAAAUUUCCCAGGAACUUUGCAACUGGGGGGGGGGCUCACCUGGAACACGUUAGUGUGAGUCCAGGGACAUGCUCCUGUGAAAACUUUUUGAAUUUUAAAAGCCCCCUGAAAUGGCUGAAAAUGCAAUUAAAACUAAGAUGGUGUGGUGAAACUUAUAUACUUUCAACAAGAAAGAAUGUCGACCUAAAAAAACUUUUCUCCACAAAGAGUCACACGGUGCAGCUUUAAUAGGAGUUUUAAUAUCCUCCAAGCAACAUAGAGAACUGGGUUCAGCAUGUCAAAGCUGACGGGAGUUCUCAUACUUGCCAUGCAACUGGUAAAAAAACAAUUCAGAUCCAACCUGACUUUGCAGAAAAGCAUGGCAAACAAACACGAAAAGGAUUUUUAAUGAGCAAUGAAAAAGUGUCUUGUAGGCACACCAAAUCCCCUUUUUAUACUUAACGAAGGCUAAAACUUUUUUUUUUUGGAAAAAGUGAGUCAGGCCUGUGACUUCUUUAACAGCAUUUUCAAUUUCACUACACAAUACCCCUACUUCACUCUUUUUAAGUCACUGAUCAAUAAAAAAGUGGACCUCUGGUGCCUAUGGGGGGAGGGGCAAGGGCAUGCUUCACAUCCACCUCCCUACAGGUCUGCCAAGACUAGGUUUUCUUGAGCCAGCAAGACUGAGCACCCACCCAAACCCUUGUUUUCACUAAAACCCCUAGACACCACAACCUGGUUGAGGUCAUUGUUAUCUAAGGUCUUCCCAAUAAUGAAUACAGUCCUCUCUCACUGGUUACCAGCAUGAUGGGUGUUUUACUAGGAGGGGGGGGGGGGUGACUGCUUAUUACCUGUGAGGGAGGUGCACAAUGCACCAUUUUGAGUAAACUUAGAUUUUCAAACCCAACCCCCCAAUUCAUCCUAGCUAUUUAGAAAUGACCCUCCAUAAAUUUUAACUAUGGUGAAAGUGAGCCUCCAUAGGAAUAUUCUAGCAACAAAUUGUGUAACUUGCAGAAUAAAGAUUAUUUUUUCGUGUUUUCAGGGAGAAGUGCAUACCCUCUCAUGCCUAAAAAACAUGAAAAAAACAACACCUGUUCUGCAGGCCACAAAUCGUGCCAAAAGUUCACCACAUGCUUUAUCUACAGUUAUGUUUAUAAGAUCAGUGUUUGCUAUUUACAGAUGUUACAUUCAAUUUCAAUUAACGCUUGUUACUGCUCUGUACUACUUUCAUGAAAUUAUUAAAAUGACCCCCCAGGUAAUGCUCCCUAAUCUGAAAAUGACCCCCCACCAAAAUAGCCGGUCCAGGCCCCCAUCUCGGGUAAUAAAUGACCAGCCCAUAGAGACCUUUGGGAAGUUUGCCUGAUUUGUAAAACUAAUUAUUUUUUUGAGCACCAGCCCAUCUGAUCCUCCUUUUCAGUAUAUAUACAGCAGUCAAUGGACAGCUGUAAUUUAUCAACUCAGUUGACAGAACCCCAAAGUCUUAUUUCAGUCCUACACUGAUGCACCCUGUAAUCAGAGCCUGUUUUUGUCUUCUUGUUGGUCAAGAAGGAGAAAAGGAGGCUGAUCUGCCUGAAUGGUGUAAAGUUUCUGAAUUUGCCACAGCCUCCAUUUCUGGAUAAGUCAAUCUUGCCUUCUCUCAUCAAACUUGUUUUUUCAAAUGCAAGCAUCCAUUUAUUGAUAGUCCGAUGGUCUUAACUAAACCGACUGUGCCAAGUUCACAGCUAUUAGACCUGGGUUGCAAACUGUAUCCUUAUAGCAACAAGCAACACAUAUGCCCAACAAAGAUCCUACUCGAUUAAUGCAGUCUUCCUUAAGUACGCCAAAAUCGAAAUAUUGUCGUGAGCAAGUGAAAGAAAGGCUCUGCCAGCAGGUUGCCACUGAUGCAGCCCCAUACUUAGUAUAAGGCUAUGUUCAAACUAUACCGGUUAGCUUUUCGUGGCACCACGUAUAGCUAACCUCCGGCAGUGUAGUCAGUCAAUAUGUGACCCUCUGCUCUAGAGAUCGGACUGGGGUAGCCUUGCUCCACCUCAGACUUAUCACACCACCACAACAAUUUUUGUGAGUGUGUGAACAGAAGCCCUACCCAGUAUGAUAUUCGUGGCAGCACAAAGGCUAGCGGUACACUGUGAACGUAGCCUAUGUUUAGAAACUAAACCCGCAAUUAUUUGUUAUUUUGUCAGGUUGUAAGAAAGUGGGUGUGACUGGCUUCUGUAUGGGUGGGGCCCUUGCUUUAGCUGCUGCUGCACUACUUCCUGAAGAGAUUUCAGCUGCCGCUCCAUUUUACGGCAUUCCCAGUUCCGACCUCUGUGAUGUGGGCAAGAUCAAAGCACCAGUGCAAGCCCACUUUGGUAGUAAAGAUACACUAGAAGGGUUCUCUUCUCUAAAAGAUGCUAAGGCCCUUGCAGAGAAGUUUGAUGCCGCUGGAGUGAGUUAUGAGCUGCACAUGUACGAUACUGGCCAUGCCUUCACUAAUCCUACUAAUCCAAAUUACACUAAGGAAAUUUGUGAUUUGGCAUUAGGAAGGAUGGUAGACUUUAUGAAGAAACAUUUACAAUGA
Molecule: messenger RNA, 3250 nt
Organism: Porites evermanni
Lineage: Eukaryota; Metazoa; Cnidaria; Anthozoa; Scleractinia; Poritidae
Source: the annotation of a GenBank genome assembly